AUGCAUGAACGGAGAACGCAUGCAUUUUUCGCGGUGACACUCGCGACCGUUGACGCAGAUCGUUCUUGGCGAACCGUAGACGACGAAGUACUGUAUGAAAGGGAGCUAAAGCAGGCUUCUACGAAUCGAUUACCCGUUUCAGUGGGCUUGGCAGAAGUAUUCAUCGAAAUGGAGUACACGUCAAUGAAAACCAGCAACCCUGAAGCUUUAUCGUUAUACUACAGAACCAGUAUUCUACCGGACGAUACCGGCGCAUUACCGAUGAAUACGACGAGGCCUAUUGCUAUAGUGUACCUGCGAAUCGCGUACUGUGUUUUUGGAAUACUUCAGAUGAUUGUCACGUGCAUUACUCUCACAGUCACCAUGCGGAUCAUGCAGACGCUCACGUGA
This is a messenger RNA of Soboliphyme baturini, 390 nucleotides long. Lineage: Eukaryota; Metazoa; Nematoda; Enoplea; Dioctophymatida; Soboliphymatidae. The record is from the annotation of a GenBank genome assembly.